ACCUACAAUGAGGAAUGAGCGUCGUUUGUAGCGCCCUCUUUGGUAAUUCCGAAGUGACGUCAUAUUCGGGUGUGUUCGGAGAGGACAUUGCAACAUCGCAGAAAAACCUCGGUCCUUUCCGUGUCCGCCACUUCCGUUGAAGUAGUCUUUGCCGGUUGAAUCCGAGAGAAUCCUUUCAAAAUGAUCAUUUUUAAGGAUAUUAUCUCUGGAGAUGAGAUGUUCAGUGACUCUUACACAAUGAAGUUAAUAGAUGACCUGUACUAUGAAGUUGACGGUGCAUCUCUCACUGAAAAUACUGGCAUUGAUGAAAGUAAAAUUGGUGCCAAUGCAUCAGCAGAAGGUGGUGGUGAUGAGGUAGCUGACAGCGCAGUCACAGAAAUAGAUAUUGUCCGUAUUCAUCAUCUGCAAAAAAUGGAUCCCAAGUAUACCAAGAAGGAAUACAAAUCUUACAUUAGUGGAUAUGCAAAAGAAAUAAAAACCAGACUAGCUAAAAGUAAUCCUGAAAGAGUGGAUCCAUUCAUGAAAGGAAUGCAAAAGUUUAUCAAAACAAUUCUUGAACAGUAUAAAGAUUUUGAUAUAUAUAUGGGAGAGAAUAUGAACCAUGAUGGAAUGUUACCACUGUUAAAUUAUAGAGAGGAUGGUGUUACACCAUACUUCAUAUACUUCAAAGAUGGACUCGAGCAAGAAAAAUAUUGAAUCAAGUACUGUGCCAAACUUUGAAUAUAUGGACACCAGUGCAGUGUAGUGCAAUUGCUGCUUCAUCUACCACCACCGGGCGGAUCUUAUUUUCACAUCUAAAUUAUUAUAAUGAAAUGGAAUGAAGUCUGUCUUGUAAAAUUUCAUUUUAAAAUAACAAUAUCCAUGACUUGGUGAUAGUUUUUAAAAAGGACAAGGACUCUGUUUUCCAUUAUUUUGACAGGCUUCCAGUAGUACAUGAACUUAACAUAUUGUAUAUUACUGUUGACUAAAAAUGUCACUGUGUACUAGGUGGAUUAUUAAAGCAAUGUUAACAUAUGAUGCUUGAAAAA
Messenger RNA from Saccoglossus kowalevskii, 1028 nucleotides. Its product is annotated as translationally-controlled tumor protein homolog. Gene Ontology annotation, cellular component: cytoplasm. Gene Ontology annotation, molecular function: calcium ion binding. The record is from RefSeq and is a predicted model, not a curated record. Lineage: Eukaryota; Metazoa; Hemichordata; Enteropneusta; Harrimaniidae.